UUUGAAUUCAAAAUCUAAUCCACCACCCACUUUCAAUUUUCUCCCUUUAAACUCAACGCUCCAAGCUUUCCUUUUUCUCUUUCAAUUUUUAUUCGUUUUCUUGUAAUCGAAUUCUUGGAUUUCUCUGUGUCAAAUGUGCUCGGACAGUUGCGAACAUAUCGUUCUUGAUAAAGUGGAGAAUCGCGAGUCAAAGCCUUCUCCGGACUCCGACAGAGAGGAAUUUGGAGAGUGUACGGAUUUCAUGGAUGAAGAAUCUUUAUGCAACAUGAACCCAGAAACUUCUCCGGCUCAGGGGGCAACUCUUCCCAUAUUAAAGAAAGUUAUUGAUUUGAGUAACUGUAUCCAGCAUUUGAAGAAGGACCACGAGAUCCUGUCUAGUCAAGUGAAGUCGUUUUCUGGCCAUGACGUUGUAGGAACACUUCAGCUCCUCAAUGAUGAACAUGAACUUUUGAAGAAGAAAUACCUACAUGAGUCGUCAGAGAGGAAGCGCCUUUACAAUGAAGUGAUUGCGGUUAAAGGAAACAUCAGGGUUUUUUGUCGAUGUAGACCACUAAAUCAAUCUGAAAUUGCCAACGGGUACACUUCUGUAGUUGAUUUUGACCCGUCCCAUGACACUGAGCUACAGAUAGUUUCUUCUGAUUCUUCCAAGAAGCAAUUCAAGUUUGACCAUGUAUUUAGGCCUGAGGAUGGCCAAGAGGCUGUGUUUGCACGAACUAAACCCAUUGUCACUUCGGUAUUGGAUGGCUAUAAUGUCUGCAUAUUUGCUUAUGGGCAAACUGGAACAGGGAAGACAUUUACUAUGGAGGGAACACCAGAUAACAGGGGAGUUAACUACAUGACAUUGGAGGAGUUGUUUCAAGUUUCUGAAGAGAGAAGUGGUGUAAUGAAAUAUGAGCUAUUUGUCAGCAUGAUGGAGGUCUACAAUGAAAAGAUAAAGGACCUUCUAGGAGAAAACUCCAACCAGCCUGCCAAAAGAUUGGACAUAAAGCAAGCAGCUGAAGGGACACAAGAAGUUCCAGGACUUGUUGAAGCUCGUGUUUACAAUACAGAGGAAGUGUGGAAGCUUCUUAAGUUUGGAAGCCGGGUCAGAACAGUUGGAGCCACCAACGCCAAUGAAUUAAGCAGCCGUUCUCACUGCUUGUUGCGUGUAACUGUAAAGGGAACGAAUUUGAUCAAUGGCCAAAAGACUAGGAGUCACCUGUGGCUGGUAGAUUUGGCCGGCAGUGAACGUGUGGGAAAGAUUGAAGCUGAAGGUGAAAGGUUGAAAGAAUCCCAGUUUAUAAAUAAAUCUCUCUCAGCACUUGGAGAUGUGAUUUCUGCCCUCGCAUCCAAAUCUAGCCAUAUUCCUUACAGGAACUCGAAGCUAACACAUAUUCUACAGAGCUCUCUAGGAGGAGAUUGCAAGACCGUGAUGAUUGUGCAGAUCAGCCCAAGUAAUGCAGAUCUUGGGGAGACUCUAUGUUCAUUGAAUUUUGCUAGCAGAGUUAGGGGGAUUGAAAGUGGUCCUGCCCGCAAACAGGUGGACCUCACUGAGCUUUACAAGUAUAAGCAAAUGACAGAAAAGUUGAAACAUGAUGAGAAGGAAACAAAGAAGUUGCAAGAUAAUGUACAGUCCUUGCAGUUGAGACUGGCUGCCCGAGAACAUAUAUGCAGAACACUCCAAGAAAAGGUUCGUGACCUCGAAAAUCAAUUAGCCGAGGAACGGAAAACCAGAAUAAAGCUGGAAACAAGAGCUUUUUCUGCUGCUGCUACAGCUUCUACUAGAUCAUCUCUUAAGCAAGAAGCGGAGAAGACCAGAACGGAGAAAAAACCACCACUGGCUCCAUCAAAACUGAGGCUACCGUUGCGAAAAAUCAAUAAUUUCAUGCCUCUUUCGACUACACCAAUGCCUACCAACAGAAAGACAACUAGAAUGUCCAUGGCAACAGUGCCAGAGGGAAAAGAAAACAAACUGAAAAAUAUAAUGACACCAAGACGUAAUUCCAUUGCUGUAAGACCUCCAACGACCAUGAAAGCAGUUUUCCAGCCUAAAAGGCGACUAUCAAUCUCCACCUUCCGGUCAGAUUCACACAUGACAACGACACUAUGCAACUCUACUUCUGGUUUCAACCAUGCCGGUACAAUGGAUAGGCCAUCGUUAAUGCGGGAUGUGAGGAAGGCAAGGUAUUCAAGGUUGUUUUCUCCAUUGCCAAAGCUUAGGAACCCAUCAGAGACAGCACCUGCGUCCAUGAUAACCAUGACAACAGCUCGACAGACGAGAAGGCGAGUAUCAAUCGCCACGUUCCAGACAGACUCUCACAUGACAACACCACUCCGCAGCUCUACUUCUGGUUUCAACUGUGCCAAUAGACUAUCAUUAAUGCGGGAUCCAAAGAACACGAGGUAUUCGAGAUUGUUUUCUCCAUCGGCAUCAGAGACAACAACACCUGCAGCCGUGAGAAGCAGUAGCAAAUUCAUGGGAAGUCCUUCAAUGCAAGCAGGUUCAUGGAAGCCAACACACCCAACCGUCAUCGCUUUGCAACGCAAAUCGGUGGUUUGGAGUCCACUCAAGUUCAGACGCACGCAAAGGAAGCAAUCAUUCAUGCCUUCACGGCCUUCAGCUGAGAGGCAGUGAAUAUAAUAUUCAGUUUCUAUUAUAUGGUACAUUGUUGUAAAACGAUCAUGACUGUAAAGUUCAUGUAAAAACGAU
Messenger RNA from Hibiscus syriacus, 2689 nucleotides. RefSeq names its product kinesin-like protein KIN-14S. The coding region runs from base 134 to 2614 and encodes 826 amino acids. Gene Ontology annotation, biological process: microtubule-based movement. NCBI's taxonomy places the organism in Eukaryota, Viridiplantae, Streptophyta, Magnoliopsida, Malvales, Malvaceae. The transcript is spliced from 12 exons. Gene Ontology annotation, molecular function: microtubule binding; ATP binding; microtubule motor activity. The record is from RefSeq and is a predicted model, not a curated record.